AAGUGGUGGUUUCCUUCUUCAAACUUCCCCACUCCGUCUCCAUUUCCGUCGAUUGACCCCUACAGUUGGAGAAGCAACAAUAAUGGAAGCGGUGGUUCAAGACGUAGUGAUUGUUGGAGCUGGGAUUGCAGGCCUCACAACCUCCUUGGGGCUUCACAGAUUGGGAGUUCGGAGCUUGGUACUGGAGUCUUCGGAAAGUUUAAGAACAACAGGGUUCGCGCUUGCCAUUUGGACCAACGCUUGGAGGGCGCUGGAUGCCGUCGGCGUUAGCGACUCCCUUCGCCAGCUUCACACCAAGACCAAAGGAAUUAUUACUUCGUCUACAGUCACAGGGCUUCCCACUUCAGAAAGGUCAUUUAAUGCAAACCAUGAAGUCCGAUGUGUGAAAAGAAAGUUGUUGUUGGAAGCCCUUGCAAGAGAGCUCCCAAGUGGCACCAUUAGGUACUCCUCCAAAGUGGUUUGUAUUGAGGAGACAGGCUACUUAAAGUUGGUGCACCUUGCAGAUGGGACUGUCAUCAAAUCAAAGGUGUUGAUUGGAUCUGAAGGAGUGAAUUCUGUAGUGGCAAAUUGGCUUGACUUCAAGAAGCCUCCCUUUGAUGGCCGAGCUGUCAUUAGGGGCUGUGCAGAGUUCAAAAGCAGUCACGGCUUUGAGCCAAAACUCAUGCAGUUCUUUGGAAACGGAAUUCGAUGUGGUUGCAUACCUUGUGAUGAUUACUCUGUGUAUUUCUUUUUCACCUUUGUCCGAUCCAGCCAAGACAAGGAGGUGGAAGAGAACCCAGCAAAGAUGAAGGAAUUUAUUUUAAGCAAGCUUGGGAAGUCAGAUGACCAUAUGAGGGUUACCGUAGAGAAGACUGAACUGGAUAGUAUCAUGUGCUCUCCUCUAAGAUUCAGACCUCCAUGGCAGCUACUGUGGGGAAACAUCAGCAAAGGCAAUGUUUGUGUAGCUGGGGACGCUCUCCACCCAAUGACACCGGAUAUUGGCCAAGGCGGGUGCGCAGCACUGGAAGAUGGCAUUGUGCUGGCAAGGUGUCUAGCUGAAGCCUUGUUGCAAAAACCAGCUGUUGCAUCCAAAGAGAAACCUGAGAAAGAGGAAUUUAGGAGGAUUGAGAUGGGGCUGAAGAAGUAUGCCCAACAGAGGAGAUGGAGAAGCUUUGAGCUGAUUGCUACAGCUUCUCUGUUCGGGUGCAUACAGCAGAGUAAUGGGCCUGUGAUGAGGUUCUUGAGAGAGAAAGUUUUAGCUGUAUUCCUGAGUUGGUUGCUAUUGAAGAGGGCUAGUUUUGACUGUGGCCAGCUGAGUAAGUCUUGAUGCAAUCACUUCAUUUACUUGUUUCAAAGUAACAUUUCAAGCUCUCAUUUCCUUUCUCUAUGAAUCCUCGGAUGUGCUAAAAUGGACCAUAAAUUGCCCCCUUUGGUUGGUUGUCUCUGAGAGUAUCUUCUAGUGGUGUUAUGUUGUAAUUUAUGUGUUUUUGUUAGUUUGGUGUAAUUGUUUAACUAUAUAUUGUUAGAUUUCCCAUGAAAUAAGUAGGUGUUGAGAAUUUUAGUGCCAUGUGAUGUUAGUCACUUACCUUUUAUUUGAUCUUUUAUCAAUUGAAAAGUAUAGCAUUUCAUAGCUGGCACUAUUUUUGAAUAGGGCAAUCCUAAUGUGUAAGUCUUGUCAAUUUAUAAAGAUCAGGCAAGAAUCACAUUUGUACUCGA
Messenger RNA from Diospyros lotus (date-plum), 1695 nucleotides. Its product is annotated as monooxygenase 2-like. Gene Ontology annotation, molecular function: FAD binding. The record is from RefSeq and is a predicted model, not a curated record. The coding region runs from base 83 to 1306 and encodes 407 amino acids. NCBI's taxonomy places the organism in Eukaryota, Viridiplantae, Streptophyta, Magnoliopsida, Ericales, Ebenaceae. The transcript has 5 exons.